AUGGUGAAUUGGUUCGGCACAGAGCUCGGCAUGGACCGAGUCGAGGAGGCGGUGAACCUGUUCGACAAGUGGGACACGCGCGGAUCGGGCCGGCUCAACAAGGCGCAGUUCCUGCGGCUCAUGCAGCAGGUCAUCGGCGCCAACAAGUUCGCGCGCGGCCCCAUCUACCAGCGACUCGUGGAGCUCUCGUUCGACUAUGUCGACACCGGCAAGAAGGGAUCGCUCGACAAGCGCCAGUUCCUCAUCAGCUACAACCUCCUCUUCUCCAACGAGCGCAAGCAGAUGGCCCUCCUCCUCACCAAGGACUUCAAGGGACUUACUGUGGAGGAGAUCGAGGACGGCCUCAAGAAGUUCGAGCAGCAGGAGAAGGUCGACAUGGACGAGUUCUACCAGCUCAAGGAGGAGCUGGACGACAACUUGAAGCGAAUUCUGAAGCAGAUCCUCAACAUCGUGGAGCCGGGCGCAGCCGACACCAAGAUCGUGUCCGCCUUGAAGACCUCGCUCGAGUGUCUUCCCGUCGAGGAAGUCAAGCCCUCGACGCCAGUCACUGCGACCGCCGCCACCUCGACGGCCCCUCGUCCCGUCGGACAGGCGCCUCCCUCGCAGCGAGCACUCAAGAAGGCCUGCGGUGUCGACGCCGAUCUGCAGGGCGUCGAGGUGUUCAACAUCAUCAAGACCAAGGUGGAGUACCAGACCGGGUUCAAGGCCAGCCCGCCGCGUGCGGUCAUCGUGGGCAGCGGACCCGGUGGUCUGCGCACGGCCAUCGAAUUCGCGUUCCUGGGCGUGCGCGCCACCGUGCUCGAGAAGCGAUUGGACUACUCCCGAAACAACCUUUUGCACAUAUGGCAUUCCUCCAUUCGCGACCUCAAGAACAUCGGCGCCAAGUACUUCUACCCCCAAUUUUGCACCGGUGGCAUCAACCACAUCGCCAUUCGGUCGCUUCAGAUUUUGCUGUUGAAGGUGGCGCUUCUUCUCGGCGUCAAAUUCCUGCCCGGCGUGGGCUACGUCAAGACGGACGACUCCCGGCACAGGGCCAAGCCGCAGUCGGGCCUGUGGCAGGUGGUCGUGGCCGCGCAGGGCAAGCCCGACUUUGUGGACUACCGCGACGACGACCUGGCCGCCAACAUCAUCGUCGGCGCCGACGGCGAGAACUCGCUCGUGGCCAAGGACUUUGAAUUUGAACGAAAAGUCCUGCAGGGGAGCAGGGCGAUUGGCAUCACGGCCAACUUUGUGAAUACGCACACGUCGGCGGAGAACCAGAUCAAGGAGUUUGGUAUUCUGCGAGUCUACAACCAGCAGUUCUUCAACGAUCUCAACACUAAGUACGGCAUCGACCUCGAGAACCUGGUCUACUACCGAGGCGAGACGCACUACUUCGUGAUGACCGCCAUGAUCAAGAGCCUGCUCGACAAGAAGGUGCUGAGGGAGAUGCAGACCGACGCCUCGUUGCUGCUCUCGCGAGACAACCUCGACGUCCAGAAGUUGCGAAGCUUUGUCACCGAAGUCGCCGAUCACACCGGUCUGCCGAGCACGUGUCCGUUUGCGCCCAACCACGCGGGAGCCGAGGACGUGGCCAUCUUCGACUUCUCCAAGAAGCAGCAGUCCAUCACCCCCUUCAAGAUCGUCGGCGACCAGGAGGGGAACAAGCUGCUCGUGGCGCUGGUGGGCGAUGCCCUGAUCGAGCCCUUCUGGCCCCUGGGCACCGGUGCCAACCGGGCCAUCCUCUCGGCCCUGGACACCACGUGGAUGGUCAAAGGCAUGUACGGGAAUGGAGCGAAGCAGGUGAGCUGCGCGCAGCUGAAGCAGCUGGAGACGCAGUGGCAGGACUCGUUCAAGAUCAUGAUGAACAGCAGCCCCGACGACCUGGUCUCCAACUUUGGCCUCCACACCAUCGACCCCAAGACGCGCUACAAGAAGAACUCCAUGUCUCGCUUCCACUGA
Messenger RNA from Acanthamoeba castellanii str. Neff, 1941 nucleotides. RefSeq lists its product as uncharacterized. Gene Ontology annotation, molecular function: calcium ion binding. The transcript has 13 exons. NCBI's taxonomy places the organism in Eukaryota, Discosea, Longamoebia, Acanthamoebidae. Bases 1 to 1941 code for a protein of 646 amino acids. The record is from RefSeq and is a predicted model, not a curated record.